Molecule: messenger RNA, 5697 nt
Organism: Theileria equi strain WA
Lineage: Eukaryota; Apicomplexa; Aconoidasida; Piroplasmida; Theileriidae
Product: DEAD/DEAH box helicase domain-containing protein
Exons: 1
Coding region: 61-5697 (1878 amino acids)
Molecular function (GO): ATP binding; nucleic acid binding; ATP hydrolysis activity
Source: RefSeq, a predicted model, not a curated record
AUUUCGAGUUUAGAGUAAAAUUACCAACGUCGUGGCUAAUAUACUGGUUAUAGUAAAUAGAUGGGUAACACGGAUUAUAUAACCAGUGCUUACGAUUUAAGGAUUCCAUGGGAUGGGUAUCUCCUAAAGUUUCAGAUAAAACAGAACGCAGCCUCUAAAAAAGGGUCUAUUGAGUCUGAAAAUAGCUCGCAUGAAGAUGCUGAAGCGGCCUUUGUGGAUAGCAAUGAUGUUGGCACAUUCACUUGGUGCCUGCGCAACUGCCAGAGAAUCUGCGAGACUAACGAGCAUUUAACGCCUGCCAAAAUUGUGGGUCAGAUUCUCCUUCUUCUAGGUGAUGACAAUGUGGACAGAACUGCUUCCAUUCUCUGUGAUACUUUGGGUUAUGCCCAUGUCUACUUUAUCUCAAAACUGCUAAGUUUUCGUCAAAGUUUGGUAAAACAAUGGGAUGUAAUGCUUAGAAAGGUCGUCCAAAAGGUCAAAACAAAUAAACUGGAUGCAACAAAUUAUGAACGACUGGACAAGAUUCUACUACGGCAAACUGGCAAAGACCUAGAAAGGCAAAAGGGUAAACUUGAACACAUUCUACCGAAGAUACCUCCACAGGACCUGCUAUUCUUGGUUGGAUUGGACCUAAAAUCUGACGUUAAACUAUCGCAUCCACUCAACUUUACACAAAGAACGGUAUUGAAUCUGGUUAGAGAAGAUCAUGAACUCUAUGAAAAACUUACUGUUCCUCCUCCAGAAAACAUUAUCUGUGCCGAGGAUAAGGAGUUAAUUGACAUUUGCACUCUCCCAGAGUGGGUACAAGAAGCGUUUUCGGGUAUAGAAAGGCUAAAUUUGAUACAGUCCAGAGUAUUUAAUUCUGCAUUCAAUACAUCUCAAAACCUGUUGGUUUCCGCUCCAACCGGAUGCGGAAAAACUAAUAUAGCACUUUUAUGUAUAUUACAAAACUAUAAACAAUUUUUUGAAGAGAAUAAAAAGUGUGGAAAAGUCAUUUACAUGGUUCCAAUGAAGGCUCUUGCAUCUGAAAUCACAGAAAAGUACUCCAAAUCUCUAUCUAAAUUCGGGUUGUCAGUUGUUGAGGUAACCGGAGACGUACAACUAGCCAAACAUGAACUUGAAGAUAUUGAUAUUAUGAUUACAACCCCUGAAAAAUUUGAUGUUGUUACUAGAAAUUCAUUCUCAACUGGAACACAAUCAGACGAAUCAUUCAUGUCAAGAGUAAGCUGCUUAAUCAUUGACGAAAUUCACCUUCUAAAUGAUGAUAGAGGACCUGUCAUUGAAACUAUUGUCGCGAGAUUCUUCAGACUUAUAGAAUCAACUCAAGUGCGUAAAAGAGUAGUUGGAAUAUCUGCCACUCUCCCAAAUUGGGAAGAUAUUGCUUUAUUUUUGCGUGUUUCUUCUGAACAUACAUAUUAUUUUGGAAGAGAAUAUCGUUAUGUUCCACUGGAACAAGUGUUUUAUGGAGUAAAACAACAUGACGUACAAACUGUAAUGUUGGAUCUAUGUUUUGAUCAUGUCGUUAAAACGCUAGAAUCUGAGAAACAAUGCAUAAUAUUUGUUCAUUCAAGAAAUGAAACAUUAUCUACUGCUCUAAAACUAAUUGAGAUGGCACAAAUAUCAAAUUCUUUCCUAUUUUCUCCAGAUGAAGGACUAUAUAAAAAAUAUGUGGGUCAAUUGAACAAGAGGAUCCAGAGUUUGAGAAAUCUUUCUGAAUAUUCAAUUUCGAUUCACCACGCAGGAUUGGUUAAAUCAGAUCGAACUUUGGUCGAAGAAAUGUUUAAAUCUGGAUUUAUAAAGGUUUUGGUAUCAACGUCAACACUUGCUUGGGGUGUGAAUCUUCCGGCCCAUUGCGUCAUAAUAAAGGGUACAUUCAUAGGAGGUGCAGGUGUAGAUAGAAAUAUAAACAAUCUUGAAUUGACACAGAUAAUGGGAAGAGCUGGAAGACCACAAUUUGAUACAAGUGGACUUGGAAUUCUAAUUACGGAACAUAAAAAUCUCUACAAUUACAUGAAGAUGCAAACGGAGAGAGUCCCUAUAGAAUCUAAGUUACAUAGACACUUGGAAAAUGCACUAAAUGCAGAAAUCGCAAUUGGAACCAUAAAAAAUGAGUGUGAAGCAAUACUAUGGCUCCAAUACACAUAUCUUUAUGUAAGAAUGUUCAAGAAUCCAUUAGUUUAUGGAAUUACGUCUGAGGACGAGAACUCUAUUUUGAAGUUUGAGCAAAGUAUUAUCAGGGAUGCCGUUAAAAAUUUGGAUAAGUCCAGGCUCCUUAGACUUUGUAAAACAACCCUAGAAUUUGUUCCCACUGAUUUGGGAAGGAUAGCAGCUAGGUAUUAUGUAGAUUAUGAGACCACACAUAAUUUUGCAGCUUCUAUAAAUCCACUACUUUACUACGAGGAUGGAAUGCUUGCUGAUCGCUCUCAUAACAUAUCUACCGAUUAUAUCAACGAAGAGUACAUUCUUGAAGUUUUGUGUCAAUGUAGAGAAUUUGAGACGCUUUUGUUUAGAAAUGAGGAAUGUGACGAACUAACCUCUUUAAUGAAUAGUUGUUGUAUUUUUAGACCAAAGAGUGGAAUAGAUCACAUAAAGAGCAAAGUUUGUAUCUUGAUACAGGCAUAUAUAAGUGGAGCAAAUAUAAAAACUCCUAGUUUGUUGAGUGAUUUGAAUUUUCUAAUCCAAAAUGUAGGAAGACUCUUGAGAGCUUAUUUUGAGAUUUCUGCUUGUGAAACCGUUUCUGGGCCACCUAUCGGAAAUAUUAUCCAUAAUUGGAUACUAAUGUUUGAAAGGAAAUGUUGGAACGUUAAAACAAGACCAAAUAAUGUUCUGGCUCAUUUCACACAUUUGCAAAAUAUUCAACUUGGAAAGACUCCAAAAUUUGGCGUUGACGAAUCUCAAAAAAGAUAUUUGCUUUCAGAAAAUACUGCACGGAGGUUUUAUGGAAAGUUUUCGCUGGAAGAGCUUGUAGAGAUGACACUAGAGGAAAUUUCAAAUAUAGCUAGAUCAAAGGGAGAAGCAGGUACCAUAAAGAGACUAAUUAGUCACAUACCCUACCCGAAAAUAAAGUUGUACAAUCAGCCAAUUACAAGCAGGAUAUCCAAAGUUUCUAUAUCCUUAUCUAUAUCCAUUGAAUGGAGUAAAAGAUGGAAUGGAAAUGUAGAAACUUUUCAUGUCUGGAUUUGUUCCAGGUCAAGAAUAAUCUCACAAUCUACAAUAUCAUUUACACAAUCUUCUUUGGAAGUCCUAGAAUUUUAUAUUCCAGUACAUCGUGUAGAUGAUUUUCUCACCGUACGUAUAUUCUCUGAGAACUGGCUUGGUUUGGUAUUUGAAGAACAGCUACGUCUACACGAAAACUUAGCAUCUAGUGAAGGGUAUACAGAGAUUAUGGACCUCAUACCGCUUCCUACUUCUGUUCUUGGAAAGUAUGCCCCAAUUUACAAAUUUUCACACUUUAACCCGCUUCAAACACAAAUAUUUCCUCACUGUUUUAUGUCUGAUGACAACAUACUUGUCGGUGCUCCUACUGGAUCAGGAAAGACUCUUGUUGCUGAAUUGGCUAUGCUGCGCCUUUUUGAUACAAGUCCCGGUAAAAAGGCUGUUUAUAUUGCCCCUUUAAAGGCUUUAGCCUAUGAAAGGUACCGUGAUUGGCAUUCUAAAUUUGGAAAACGUGUAAUUGAGUUUACUGGUGAUUCCAAAUCACAAACUACGGAAGUUAUAAAUUCUGACAUAAUAAUAACAACGCCCGAAAAAUGGGAUGGUGUUUCAAGACACUGGAAAAAGAGGGCAUUUGUUAGAAGUGUAGGUUUAAUAAUUAUAGAUGAGGUUCAUCUGUUAGGCGAAUCAAGAGGUGCAGUGUUAGAAUCUAUUGUUACUCGCCUAAGUUACAUGUCUGAUAACACUAGAUUGGUCUGUCUAUCUACGGCACUUUCAAAUUCCGACCAAGUUGCAGAAUGGCUAUCUGUAAAACCGUCAAAAAUUUUCAAUUUUUCACCCGCUGUACGUCCAGUAAAAUGUAGCCUUUUUAUUGAUGGAUUUCCAAUAAAGCCAUAUUGCCCUAGGAUGAACUCUAUGAACAAACCCGCUUUUGAUGCUAUUUCUAGACAUGAUCCUCAGGCAUCUGUUCUGGUGUUUGUAUCAUCAAGAAGGCAAACUAGAAUGACAGCACAAGAUUUUGUUGGUUUACUCCAGCUAAACUCUCAGACAUGGGCUAAUGCAGGUGUUUCUGAUACGGAUAUUUAUCAGGAAGACUUAACAAAUAUUGAUGAUGAGUAUUUGAGAACGUUUGUGGCGUACGGAAUUGGAAUACAUCAUGCCGGCCUUUCAAAGGCUGACAGAGAACUAGUUGAACGGUUAUUUUUAAGUGGAGUAAUAAAGGUUCUUGUAGCAACAUCAACACUUGCUUGGGGUGUAAAUUUACCAGCAAAAAUUGUCAUUGUAAAAGGAACAGAAUUUUAUGACGGAAGAGUUAACAAAUAUGUGGAUUACUCAGUGACUGAUAUUAUGCAAAUGGUUGGAAGAGCGGGAAGGAGUGUCUAUGAUAAUGAAUGUUUUGCGUAUAUUUAUACAGAAACCAGAAAGGUUGGAUUUUACAAGGCAUUUAUGUUCUCACCGUUUCCUACAGAAUCGUUUUUCCAUGAACGUAUUUUGGAUUGUAUAAAUUCUGAGGUCGCUUCUGGAACGAUUGUAAAUAAAAAAGGGGCUAUAAGCUAUCUUUCUCGUACAUUCUUUUACAAGAGACUGCAAACUAACAUGCAUUAUUAUCUCAAUAUACCAACUACAUCUGCGGAAACCAUUUUCAAUCCGCUUGCAAAUUUUUCAAAGGAACCUAACAUUGAGGACGUAUCAAACUUUGCAGUAGUAAAUACUGUGAAUGAGUUGGUUAAAUUAGGGUGUAUUAGUUUGGACUAUGGGAAAGAGAAUAUCCAACAGAUGGAUGAAGCCAUUUUCGUUCCAACACUCUGCGGAUUUCUUGCUUCUCAUUAUUAUAUUUCGUGUUCAACAAUUUUCGAGUUUUCCAGGGCUGCAUCUCAGGCAAAGGGGAGAAGUAACCUUUCCUUUUUUACCUUGAUGAGGAUACUUGCAGAUGCCAAAGAAUUUAGUCAGGUUCCUGUGAGACACAAUGAAGAUAUCUACAACAUGCAGUUGUCUGAGCGUGCAAUCUUCCCUAUCAAAGAGUCCGAAGCUUCAAAUCCACAUGCAAAAACAUUCUUGUUGUUUCAAGCUCGUUUAUUCAACCUAGGGAUGCCAAUUUUUGACUAUAAUAAUGAUACUAAAUCGGUUUUAGACCAAACACCUCGCGUUAUCCAAACGCUUGUCGAUAUCUUUGCUGCUUAUCGCAACUUUAAAAAUGUUCAAUACAUCUUGUUUUUGUACAAGUGUCUGUCUUGUGGAUUAGACCCUAGAAACUUGAAUUUGGCAUUUGAUACUAAUUCAGUGAAUUUUAAACUCCUUUCCCUGAAGCUUGGAGAGAAAAGGGUUGUUAGAAAGAGAGUGAUAUCACUCAAAUAUUCGUGUUUUGUUUACGAUAUCGAGGAUACGUCCGAUCUUGAACUAGUUGUUUCUGUGGAUCUUUUAGAUUCUGACGAAGACAGCAUUCACUAUCUUGUUUUGGCAAACGAACACUCAAACUUUAUUUAUGGGUUUAAGCGAUUCUUCAAGAGUGGAACUGCGUACUUUGGGUACGUUUAUAUAAUGUAA